AUGCCCGCUCGUGACAAGGUCUACAGUAUGGUCGAUGUGGCCAAACACAACACCCCCAAAUCCCUCUGGAUCGCCUAUCGAGGCAAGAUCUACGAUUUCACCGAAUUCGCCUCGGACCAUCCGGGCGGGGACGGUCUCAUCCUCAAGUUCGCAGGGGGGGAUAUGGGGGAAGCCAUGGCUGACCCUACCGAGCACGUACAUUCACGGGCGGCUUAUGAGAUGAUGGACGAGUUCCUCAUCGGACAAUUAGGAGGGUCGGAGAAGAUCGUCAGCGAGGAUUGGGUCCCUGAUCCGAAUUUUCAUCCGGAGGAUACGGAUACUCUAGCGGACUUUCAACGGUCGAAGUUUAUCGAUCUGCAGAAACCCCUCCUCGCGCAGGUCUGGAAGGGAGGGUUCAGUAAGGAGUUUUACUUGGAACAGGUACAUCAACCUAGACACGUCAAGGUCUCGGCGAGGUUGUUUGGGAGCGACCUGUUAGAGCCGUUGACGAGGACCAAGUGGUGGGUCGUUCCUAUGAUUUGGUUACCGAUCACGGCUUUUCUGGGGGUGUUGUCUUUGGCGCAAUUCAACGAUAGCACCUCCACUACAACUCCCUUGCCCGCCUUGUCAACACCGACAGCCCUGGCCGGCUUCACCUCCUCCUUCGCCCUAGGUUGUAUCGUAUGGACGAUCCUCGAAUACACACUCCAUCGGUUCUUGUUCCACCUGGAUUAUUACUUGCCGGAUAAUGGGGUGGCGAUCACUUUGCAUUUCUUGUUACAUGGGAUUCAUCAUUAUUUGCCUAUGGACAAGCUGCGGCUGGUCAUGCCCCCGACCCUGUUCUUCAUCCUGGAAACCCCGUUCACUCAGCUCGCACACGUCAUCUUCCCGAAAGCCAUGGCGAACGGGGUGAUCACCGGAGCCUUUGCAUUUUACGUGCUGUACGACAUGGUACACUACUUUUCGCACCACAUGAGGGUGUCCGAAGGGUACUUGGCGGAUAUGAAAAAGUACCACUUGGCGCAUCAUUAUCAGAACUUUGACCUCGGAUACGGUGUGACUUCCAAGUUUUGGGAUUACGUCUUCGGCACCGUACUGCCUAUGGAGGUCAAGUAG
Filobasidium floriforme is the source of this 1095-nucleotide messenger RNA. RefSeq lists its product as uncharacterized. Bases 1 to 1095 code for a protein of 364 amino acids. The transcript has 6 exons. NCBI's taxonomy places the organism in Eukaryota, Fungi, Basidiomycota, Tremellomycetes, Filobasidiales, Filobasidiaceae. Gene Ontology annotation, molecular function: fatty acid 2-hydroxylase activity; iron ion binding. Gene Ontology annotation, cellular component: endoplasmic reticulum; membrane. Gene Ontology annotation, biological process: fatty acid metabolic process; lipid biosynthetic process. The record is from RefSeq and is a predicted model, not a curated record.